Messenger RNA from Cryptomeria japonica (Japanese cedar), 2166 nucleotides. RefSeq lists its product as uncharacterized. The transcript is spliced from 5 exons. Gene Ontology annotation, molecular function: RNA-DNA hybrid ribonuclease activity; nucleic acid binding. The record is from RefSeq and is a predicted model, not a curated record. The coding region runs from base 1 to 2166 and encodes 721 amino acids. Lineage: Eukaryota; Viridiplantae; Streptophyta; Pinopsida; Cupressales; Cupressaceae.
AUGUUUCAGCUUGUUAAGAAACUGGGCUUUUUAAAGUCAAGGAUUAAGGAUUGGAAUGUGAUGCAUUUUAAGAAUAUUUUUGGUGAAAAGGCCAGGAUUCAGGAGGAAAUUGAGCAGCUUAAUGAAAGCAUUAUUGCUUCAGGGUUGUCUCUUGCAAUAUAUGAUAAGCUAAAGUUGUUGAACUUGCAGUUGAGUGAGACCUUGGCUAGGGAAGAAUCUUAUUGGAGACAGAAGUCUAGGGAUCUUUGGCUUUUUGAAGGCGAUCGAAAUACUAAAUUCUUUCAUUCCUCUUCUAAGCUCAAGAGACUUCACAAUCGAAUCUCUUGUAUUCACGACUCUAAUGGUAAUACUCUGAUAGAUGAGGAUGGUAUAGCCGCUGAAGCUGUAAGGUUCUUUAAGUCUCUUCUUUCAGUGGAGCCGGUGGUGGUUGAUGAUGAGUUUGGUGGUUUUUUGCCUGGAUGGAAAACUCCUGAAGGUGUUAUUGUAGCACAUGAAAUCCUGCACUCCAUAUCCCAGCAAAAGGUCCUAGCAAUGAUUCUUAAACUAGACAUGCUUAAAGCCUAUGAUCGUGUUAAUUGGCAGUCCCUGGUGGCGGUCUUGUAUCGUUUUGGGUUUUCGCAUAGUUGGGUCAAGUGGGUCUUUUCAUGUAUCAGAGUGGAUGGCCUCCCUUCUUCACAAUCUCAUUGUUUAUUUGCUGAUGAUACACUUCUGUUUGGGAUGGCUUCUAUGAGGGAAGCUCGAGUUAUUAAGAAAAUUAUUUCUGAUUACGCUGCCUUUUCUGGUCAAAAGGUGCCUUCUCAACUCAUUAAGAAGAUUAAGGUUUCCCUCAGGACGUUCCUUUGGAGUGACAACUUAGGAGGACAAACAAAGAUCCCUCUUCUUGCUUGGGAUAAAAUAUGUCGUCCCAAGGAGGUGGGGGGUGCGGGUAUCCGCGACCUAGUUAUUCAGAAUAAAGCAUUAGGGGCAAAAUUGAUUUGGAAGUUAUAUGCAAACCCACGGAGUAAAUGGGCUUCCGUCAUGCUUGCCAAGUAUUUAAGGGGAGCACCCAAUGAAAGGAUUUUUACUGCAACAUCCCUUCCGAAGGGCUUUGCGUUUUGGAAUUUUUUGAUUUCUUGUAUGGAGGUGAUCUUACCACAUUUAUCUUGGGUGGUCCAUAAUGGGAAAAAGGCUCAUUUUUGGGAUGAAGUUUGGAAUGGGCAUCUUGCUCUCUCAGCUAUUCGUGACUGGUCCCCUUUACUGGAUAUUUUGUCGGAUCUUUGGGGACCUUUUGUUGCAGAUUAUUUCAACAUUGUCACCUCAGGUCCAUGUUUAGUGGCUAAAUGGAAGGAUAUCCCUCCCCUAUCUAUUAAUAAUGAUAUCAUGUUAGCUUUUAUAGAAAAACUUCGUAAAAGACCUUUACUUUUCCAUAUGAAGGAGGACUCUUUGGUUUGGGUUAAAAAUGCUACAGGUUCCUAUUCAGUUAAAGAGGGGUACAAUUCUUUGGUUCAGGCCCCCUUGCCAUCUUGUUGGCCUACUAAGCUUUUUUGGCAUCCUGCUUGUCUUCCAAAGGUAGGGGCUUUUGCUUGGUUGGCAGUCCAAGAUAAAGUCCUUACUGGAAUGCGGUUGGAUAGACUUGGGAUUACAACAGUUUUUCCUUGUGUUUUCUGUGGUUAUUAUGGAGUUUCUUCGACUCUUAAGCGCAAGAUGGCUAAAUGGAGUCCUCCUCCUUUUCCUUCACUCAAACUUCAGUUUGAUGGGGCCUCUAAGGGUAAUCCGUGGAGGUCUGGGAUUGGGGUAAUUAUUUUUGAUCACUCCUCAAAGAUCAUCAAAGUAGUGGGUAAAUAUAUUGGUCAUGCCACUAAUAAUGUGGCUGAGUUUCAAGCCUUAUCCUUUGAACUUGAUCUUGCUCGUUCUUUAAACAUUAAGGACAUUGUUAUUGAAGGUGAUUCAAUGCUAGUAUUUCAGGCGGUUGCUAGAAAAAAGUGUCUCUCUUGGCACUUGCAGUAUUUUUUAGAGCACAUUCUCCUUCAACUAAAUGGAUUUUCCACUUUCUCUAUUUCUCACUGUUUUAGAGAAAUUAAUGCUUUCACGGAUUUUCUUGCAAACAAGGCUGUUGUUGAGGGUACCGAUCAUAUAGAACUUGCCCCUUCGGAUUUUCCUAUCUCUUGCAUGAAACUUCUCUCUUAA